AUGCCUGCUGCAAGGACGAGGGACAGGCGCGCAGACGAUGGCCAGCUCACUUGGGCUCCCGUUCUCGAGCCCAAGCCACCCACCACCAUCGCCUUCGCCACCAACAUCACCCCGGGCACCUUCAACGAUCCACCCAGUCCCUCGCUCGAAGAGCCCGCCGAGUCCCUCCUCUUCCCCCCCUCCGACACCCCGUCUACCCCCAAGAAGGCGGCCCACAGCAAAAAGAAGGCACCGGAUCACAUCCCCCGUCCUCCCAACGCCUUCAUCCUCUUUCGCUCCUCGUUUAUCAAGUCGCAGCACGUCCGCUCGGAGGUCGAGACCAACCACUCCACCUUAUCCAAGAUCAUCGGCAUCACCUGGCAGAAUCUCCCUGCCGACGAGCGUCGCAUUUGGCAGGCCAAGGCGAGGGCCGCUCUCGACGAGCACAAGCGCAAAUGGCCCAGCUACGCCUUCCGUCCCUUGCACCCGAAGCACAAGGGCCGCGAGCCGGACUCCCCCUCUGCCGACGGCCGAAAGCCGACCGCGCCCAAGGAGAAGCGGAAGGUGAAGGAGAUCGGACAGAAAGACCUCACCCGAUGUGCGAAGAUCGCCGAGCUGCUCGUCGAGGGCAAGAAGGGCGAGGAGUUGAAUGCGGCUAUGGCCGAGUUCGACAAGCAUCAUGUACCGCCCACUAUCGUUCCGCGGUUCGAGGAGCCCCUCACGGUCCGCGCGUAUCGACGGUCUUCGUCUGCCCCCAUUCCAGAGACUGAGCACGUCCGCAAAUCGCAGUCGUUCCGUCCUUCGACGCCUGCUCGAUCGUCGGCUCGCAAGCGGUCGUCUAGUAGCGAGCCGGAACCCGCCAACCCUCGCGAUGAUCAACACGAGAUCGAUCCUUCGAUGCCACCCUUGGUUGACAAUCCACACCCUUGGUGUUACGACGUGCCCCAGUUCUCCCUUCCUUGGGCACCAUCGCAGGGGAUGCAGCUAUGUGAAUUCGCCGCAGAUCCACAUCCGUCUUUCUCUUUUGAGCAUUAUACAGUCAACCAGUCUCUAUCGACGUCAUCGUCACCUGCAGGACCCUCGUAUGCGUCAAUGCCCCCUUGCGAUCCGUUGGCUCCACUCACACCCGAGGUCCACGGAUCUAUGAACAUGCAUCGCGCACGGCCAGGCGACGACUCGUCGGAUUAUGGCCAAGGAAGCACGACAUUGUAUACCCCGAGACCGCUUGCCAUCAACACGUCGUUCCUCGAUUAUCGCGAUUACCGACAUCCCUCACCUUAUUCCAGCACACCGGGUAGUCCUGGGGCUUUCAGUCCUGGCACACCGUUAUCCUACGACGCUCCCGGGACACCCAGCUCAUUCGUACUGUCCCCUCCUGCGUCGGGUGCCAUGCUGACCGGUUUCCUGGGUUGCGAUACCUUGCAGACGACGCCUGUGGACGGCGCAUUCGAUCACAAUGCGCUGCGGAAUCCCUGCCCAUCGGUGUCCGGAGAUUCUGUGAUCGGUGGGGACGAUCCCUCGCCUUCCUCUCCCGACCCUUCAGAGUCGGAGUACGGGCACAUGUUCGGCGUUUUCGAGCUCCGGACGUCCUCUCAUUACCCUCCCGCUAAGGUUGACUUCUCGCGAUACGAUCUAGAUCCCCAGCUGCAGGCCAUUCUUGAUGGCAAACCGUCGACACUGGCUCACCUUGAUUCGGCCCUCAGCAGCUUCAUAUCCGGCGCUUCUUCGCUUCCUCUAUAAUCCGGUCCGCGUCGACGACGCUACCUACCACCUUCCGUUCGCGCUGCCUUCAUCACCCCCAACACCGCUCACACCAUCUUGGAUACACGAUCUUUCGUCACCUUCCUUUACCCUCGUCCAACACCCCAUCUCUUACCGAGCUGUAUUUUUAAGCUGUCAUCGCUGUGCUGUCGUUGUCGUGUAAGCUUGUAUUACUACCCACCACGCCCCGGCCCGCAGGAUCCCCUUCGUCACCGCGGGCUGCCACUCAGAUUUAUUAUAUCUAUUGCCACACACCUCUGUUCCGGCUCGCCCAAUUGUUUAUU
This is a messenger RNA of Punctularia strigosozonata HHB-11173 SS5, 2024 nucleotides long. RefSeq lists its product as uncharacterized. The coding region runs from base 1 to 1719 and encodes 572 amino acids. Gene Ontology annotation, molecular function: RNA polymerase II cis-regulatory region sequence-specific DNA binding; DNA-binding transcription factor activity, RNA polymerase II-specific. Gene Ontology annotation, cellular component: nucleus. Lineage: Eukaryota; Fungi; Basidiomycota; Agaricomycetes; Corticiales; Punctulariaceae. The record is from RefSeq and is a predicted model, not a curated record. Gene Ontology annotation, biological process: regulation of transcription by RNA polymerase II. The transcript has 3 exons.